Messenger RNA from Amblyraja radiata (thorny skate), 1588 nucleotides. RefSeq lists its product as uncharacterized. Bases 320 to 1342 code for a protein of 340 amino acids. Lineage: Eukaryota; Metazoa; Chordata; Chondrichthyes; Rajiformes; Rajidae. The record is from RefSeq and is a predicted model, not a curated record. Gene Ontology annotation, biological process: positive regulation of T cell proliferation; cell surface receptor signaling pathway; cellular response to lipopolysaccharide. Gene Ontology annotation, cellular component: external side of plasma membrane. The transcript is spliced from 4 exons.
UGUCUAUUGGCAGCCAUGCAGUGUGCAGCAUGGGUCCGCCGGGCAGGAAGGCAACUUGUAUCUUGCAGUGGGCAGCUUGCAACAUGCAGCAGUAGCAUGCAUGGGUCGGUGCAACGUGCAACCUCUGUGGUUUCACGCAGUCAGUCAUGCAGCUUGUAGCAUGCAGCAUGCAUGGGUGGGUGUAAGAUGCUGCAAGUGUGUGGGUUACCCGGUGCUGCCAGCCAGCAGCCGGCUCCGGUGAGGCGAGGCGAGGCGAGGCAGCGGGACGCGUAUUGACAUUGACGUCUGUUACUGCAGGUUCCAAAGGCGGGCCGUCACAAUGGGCCGGGCCGGGGCCGCCUCGCCCCCCUCUCAGCGCCGCCCAACAUGGCUCAGGGCGCGGACACUGUGUAAGAUGCACCCUCCUCUCUGGAUCAUCACUGUCUUCCUGCCAGCCGCUGCUACAGCUUUAGAUAUCGAAGACAUCCAGAUGCCUAAGACCAAGUUUGUGGCAAAUGAAGGCGACCGUCUCCUCAUCCCGUGCUCCUUCAAGGCAGACGAAGAUAUCCAAUCCAACAACCUGCGGCUGGAGUGGGGGGUGAUCAAGAUGCCCAGCGGGACCUACCGGGCCAUCUACCGGGUGGUGGGCUCCGUGCUGGAGCCCGUGCCCGAACCCAACCCCUACGAAGGCCGCGCCCAGAUGUUCAUCUCGCUCAUCCCGCGGGGGAACUGCUCGCUGGUCCUGCAGCCGCUGCUGGCCCGAGACACCGGCUUGUACGAGCUGCGGCUCUACUCCGAGGGAGAGAUGACCGUCAACGGGCAGAAGGUGGAGAUCAUCGUGGACACCGGCAGAGGGGUUACCCCAGCUCUGCCCAAAGCAUUGAAGAAGUCCACACUGCCCCCCAAGGAAAGGUCAGAGGAGGAGGUCAACUUGGAGCCCUGCAGUGACAUGGACAAAUUUGACCGGCGGCUGAUGUCCUUAACAAAGGGGAUCAAAUCCGUGUCGACAAAGACCGGGGUCUCGACUCUGGGCCUGGAGAUUAUUGCGGGUGUGGUCACUGGCAUCCUGCUCUUUGGUACUGUGGCCGGUGUGGUGCUGUGCUGUCAUUACCACAAGGGGCUGAAGAGCUUGAAGUUUGACCGGUCCAGCCCUCACCGCAAGGCCCGGCGGCACCGGCGCCGAUCUCACCGCCACUCGCAUGCGGCCGAGGAACCGGCAGCGGCCCAGCAAGAGGAGGAGGUGUUGAAGAUCCAGACCCCUGACCCCACCACAUCCAGCUCCCCCAUGGAGCCCAGCGGCUACCAGGUGGCCUCCGACACCAACUCCACCUUGUUUGGCUUUGACAUGGCGAACAGUAACUAGCGGGAGCGUGGCUGCCUCGUGGCCGUCCCGGCAAACACCGCCAUCGGUGACCGACACACACGCACGCGUGGAGCUGAUCAGUUGUCAGGCAGGUGAGACGAUGCUCCACCCACCUCCACCUCCAGCACACCUGCCCACACCUCCAGCACACCUGCCCACACCUCCACCCAAACAAGGAUUGGGCUGUACACAUUUUUACAAAAUAAAGAAAUACGAGAUGAAUGCAAUAAACUAUUUAUUAUACUA